Messenger RNA from Harpegnathos saltator (Jerdon's jumping ant), 2567 nucleotides. RefSeq names its product repressor of RNA polymerase III transcription Maf1 (gene Maf1). The transcript has 5 exons. Gene Ontology annotation, cellular component: nucleus. Lineage: Eukaryota; Metazoa; Arthropoda; Insecta; Hymenoptera; Formicidae. Gene Ontology annotation, biological process: negative regulation of transcription by RNA polymerase III. The record is from RefSeq and is a predicted model, not a curated record. Gene Ontology annotation, molecular function: RNA polymerase III core binding. The coding region runs from base 1268 to 1975 and encodes 235 amino acids.
UACAUGACCGUUGCGUACAUACGACGUAGGACGUACGCGGUGAACGUAACUGACAUCGAGUCGCAAUUAGUUGAUAAACUGGUCGAGCUCGCGCGCGAAUAAAGUCGAAGUUAUACAGACGAGAGAGAGGGAUAUAUAGCGAUCGACGACGAAGGAUUCGGUGUGCGGCGCGUUAAGCUCCGGUUAACCGCGGCGGCAAAUAAUUGAUUUCGACAGUGUGAUAUUACGUCGCAGCGGAACACAAUGUCCGUGAUUAUGGAUUGUUAUCGUCAAUAGCGGGCGCUACGCGUUGAAGAGGUUCCUCCUGUCUUUCUUUCCGCGCGCAAGUAUUUUUCUCCUGCGAAGGAGAGAGAGAGAGAGAGUUGACGUCUACGAUCCUUGUCGAUCGGUGGAAGCAUCGCCGUAAUAUCGUUUUACCGCAUAGCUCGCGCCUGUUUUUCGUACGACGCGCGCGGCUUUUGCCGAAGACAGUGGUAGGAAAAUUCGUCAGAAAGAGGCAACAAGCGAGCGCCUUGCCCUUUGCCUUUUCUCUUCUCGCUCGUUUUCUCGCUCUCUCUGUCUACCUAUAUCUGUUUCUCUUUACCUCUUUGUCCGUCCGUCUGUGUCUCUCUCUCUCUCUUUCUCUCUCUCUUUCUCUCUUUCUAUCUAUCUAUCUAUCUAUCUAUCUAUCUUCCUUUAUCCGUCCCACCCUACCUCCCACCAACCUUGUGUUGGAGCAUAUAGCUUGUUUGUCUCACUCCAUUACGGUCGACCGUACAGCGAGGCGAAACGCUCGUUCGCUCGUGUAUCUUCGGUUGCAGAGAGUGCAAACGUGAUCGUUGUGUCUCAUCGCUGACCUGUUUGACUGGACUCGAAACUCGCUCUCCCCCAAAUCCUUAAUUAGCAAUUUGUGAUGUGCAAGUACAGCGACGCCGGGAAGACCAUUACGUCGACGAUCAAUCUCGUGCACUCGAAAAGGAAAGGAAUUUUCAUACGCAUAAAAGAGAUGCCCAACAAUCUGAUAAGUCUUCGAAGUCGAAGAAGCUAUCUAACAUUUCGCUUGUACUGAACGUACUUGACCGUGCGACUGAGAAACCAGGUCAAGAUUUGCCUUGAACGGCUUGAGUUAAUAACAAGGCUCUGAGGCCGCUGAAAUGUCUACGUCGUCAACGUGAACGACGGUUGAGCCCGUCUAGAGGGUGCGACAUUGACGAGCGACAGCAGCAGAUUUAAAGCCGCUAAUCAAGUUUUUUCUAAUCAGGACGAUCGACGCAACUUUGUUAUCACGAUGAAGCUGCUGGAGAGUACCCGUUUUGAAGCUAUCAACAGUGCCUUGUCUAUCAAAACCGGAGACAGCAAGAUAAUUGGGAGGAUUGAGAGUUAUUCUUGCAAAAUGGCAGGUAACGACAAACAGAUGUACAAGCGAUUCAAUGCGGAACAGGGAGUGACACCGCAUGACUUGCAAGCUUUAUCACCGCCACAGACAUCCCUAGGAACAUCACCGGCUCAAGGAUACUUGAGUCGCAGUGUCUCUGGCGACGAAGAUGGUCCAUUGUGCGAUACCAUCAGCAGGAAGACAUUAUUUUAUUUGAUUGCCACAUUAAAUUCAGCCUUUCAUCCAGACUAUGAUUUCUCUGAUGCCAAGAGCCAUGAAUUCAGUAAGGAACCAAGUUUACAAUGGGUGACAAACGCGGUGGACGACAAUCUCAGUGCCACCGCGGGUGAUCACUAUCGUACACUGCGUUCCGCUCUGUGGGCGGCUGUGGAUGAUGAGAUAUCAUUACACGAGUGUGAUAUUUACAGUUACAAUCCGGACUUUGCAUCAGAUCCGUUUGGGGAAGAUGGCUGCCUGUGGUCCUUCAAUUACUUCUUCUACAACAAAAAGUUGAAACGCAUCGUUUUUUUCACGUGCAGGGCAAUAAACCCUCUCUAUGUACUGGAUUCCGGAGUUAGUAGUGAUUUCGCUAUGGACGAAGAUGACGAGGACCGAUAUUAGAUUUACACAUGUACACAUACACACGCAAGCACGCACAUUGCAACACUUGCGAAUUUAUGUCCCAAUUUCCACUGAUCACCUGACGAGGUGAAUAUCCGUUUAUUCUUGGCUGUUAGAUAACUUUGAAUCUUGAUACAUGACUUUAUCACUCUGAUGUUUAUAAUAUAUAAUCAAAUUGGUCUGAUAUUCCUUUAGAAGUUUUUUUAUUUUGUGUCAAAUUAUUGGUAGUCACUCUGAGAGUAUUAAGAGGAUACAAGUCUUACUUCUGUAGAUACUUAAGUGCUGGUGAAUCUUUCAAUAUCUGUAACAAAAUGUGCUAUAAGAUAAAAACUUUCAUUUUUCUUACACAGAUUUUAUACACUUACAAUUACACUUGUAUUAUUGCGCACAUACAUGUACACAGACACACAAUAUAUACACGUAUAUAUACGUACAUUUCAUACUACAUUUAUGAAAAUCUUAUAAAUCACUUAGAAUAAACCGUAAAGAUUCUUCUAUCUUUUCGUAAAGCAAUUUAUUACGUUAUUACAUAAUAUAAUGUUUAAGAAUUAUUUUGAGGGCAAAUUGUACGUAAUAAAAUUCAAUGCUGUUA